This is a messenger RNA of Phyllopteryx taeniolatus (common seadragon), 3372 nucleotides long. RefSeq names its product TraB domain containing 2B (gene trabd2b). NCBI's taxonomy places the organism in Eukaryota, Metazoa, Chordata, Actinopteri, Syngnathiformes, Syngnathidae. The record is from RefSeq and is a predicted model, not a curated record. Gene Ontology annotation, molecular function: Wnt-protein binding; metalloendopeptidase activity. Gene Ontology annotation, cellular component: organelle membrane. The transcript has 7 exons. Gene Ontology annotation, biological process: negative regulation of Wnt signaling pathway. The coding region runs from base 240 to 1814 and encodes 524 amino acids.
CGCUCCAAACUUGUGGAGCGCACCGCGGAAACUUUUUAACAGUGGCUUUCCCCGCACCGACAGGAGAAGAAACGCUUUUGUGGCUCCGGGGAGGCAAAAGUGCCGCAAGUGGGAUGGCGAGGAGGCGCGAUGGCCACGCCGCCGCGCGGCUCAUGUGAGACUUUCAAAGUCCACGCGGACAGAGCAGUGAAACACGGAUUAUAGGGCAAGCCGCAGGUCGUCCCCGUCACCUGGACACCAUGGUGGUGUGUGUGCAGGGGCUCGCCUGGGUGCUCCUGAGCGCGCUCCUGCAGCCUGUGGCGCUCUGGGGCGCGCGGCCAGCCGGCAGACCGAGCCAGUGCGACGUGCCAAAGUUGCAAAGCGACAUGAACUCUUUCCUGUGGAAAGUCAAGCGCACCCCCCCGCUUCCGCCUUCCUACCUGUACGGCACCAUCCACGUGCCUUACACCCGAGUGUGGGACUUCAUCCCGGAUGUCUCCAAGCGGGCUUUCCACAGCAGCCGCAAUGUUUUCUUCGAGCUGGACCUGACUGACCCGCUCACCGUCUCCAAACUGACCAGCUGCCAGCUGCUUCCCCACGGGGAGAACCUCCAAAGCCUGCUACCUCGAGACUUAUACCGCCGCCUCAAACGCCACCUGGACUACGUCAAGCACAUGAUGCCGUACUGGAUGACGGCGGACCAGCGCGGCCGCGGCCUCUAUGCCGACUACCUAUUCAACGCCAUAGCGGGAAACUGGGAGAGGAAGAGGCCCGUGUGGGUGAUGCUGAUGGUCAACUCACUGACUGAGUGGGACGUGAGGUCCAGGGGGACGCCGGUGCUGGACUUGUUUUUGGCUCAGGAGGCCGAGAAGAUGGGAAAAACAACGGGGGCGGUGGAAAGGGUGGAGGAGCAGUGUCACCCCCUCAAUGGCCUCAACUUCUCUCAGGUGCUGUUCGCCUUGAACCAGACGCUGCUGCAGCACGAGGGUGUCCGAGCGGGCAGUCUGCAGGGCUCCUACACCACCGAGGACCUCAUCACGCACUACAACUGUGGGGACCUAAGCUCCAUCAUCUUUAACCGUGACAACUCACAGUUGCCCCACUUCAUCAACAGUUCUCUGCCGGCUCAUGAGCGCACCACAGCUCAACAGAUCGACAGCUACUUUCGCCAGGAGCUCAUCUACAAGCGGAACGAGCGCAUGGCUCGCCGCGUGUCCGCCCUGCUGCAGAGGAAUCCCAACCAGACCUACUUUUUCGCCUUUGGCGCAGGUCACUUCCUGGGGAACCACAGCGUGCUCGACAUCCUCCGACACGACGGCUACGUGAUCGAUCACGUCACGCCGGAUGACCAGCAGCCUGUGACACUAAUAACAGACCGCGAGCCAACCGGCGGCAUGAGCACGGCUCCUCCCACCAGUUGGCCCACCGGAUCGGGCGAGACGGUGCUCAGUAGCCUGCCUGGCGUCGGCGAGGAGGAGGAGCUUCCCCACAUCCUGCAGCCGGACAGCCUGAGUCAGCUGGAGGAGUUCGGAAGGCACAAGCGUCCUCGAAAAGCUCACCGCGGCCACGGGAGGCCCCGCCUCUUCAGUGACCUCUGGGUUCGCUUCGGAGACGGCACCGCCUCGCCACCUAACGUGAGGAUCAUCAACGGUUACGUGACAGUGGAGUCCCCGCUCACCCACCCGGAGGACCACGCCAUGGACAAACACCUGAGUCCGGACUCUUUCACACCACCCGGCCCCACCUCAGCGCAGCCACCUUCGUCAGCCCACGGUGCGCUAUCGCUGACGUGCACUUUAGCCUGGCUGCUGUUGUACGUGCUGCUCACCUCCUGACCGCCACAGGGAACACUACCAGCAAAACAAAGAUUCAAACCACCAACAAUGCAGGAAUGUUGUGAGCGACGCUGCCGAGCCCUUCAAAAAGCUGCCAAUGCCUUCACACGUGAGUCAGCCAUGAUGCUCACCAUGAGUGGACUACAAUGGUCCAAAGGCCUCUACACCACAGGGAAGAAACUAAAUGGAGAACUGGAACUAUUUAGAGCUGGUGCGGUCGCAUGUUGUGACCAUUAAAUCAGUGGUUCUCAAAGUGGGGUCCGUGAGCCAUAAUUUGGUGGGCCGCCAAAGGAUUUUCAAUAACUUUUGUCUGAUCGUUUAAAGACGUGUGUAUGGGGGACCGCCGCGCCAAUAAAACAAACAUAAUAGGACAGUUACUCCUCUCUACUUUAGCUUUGGAUUUUGGAUGGAAUUCAAUUAGGAUUGUGACAUAUAAAUCCGACACCCCUUUAUGAAUAGUCAAACAAAGGGCGUAUUUUUGAGAAUGCAGUGGUGCCUUGAAGUAAAAUGGACCCGACAUCUGAGUUUUUCAAGAUAAGAGUUCAGGUGACUUUUGUUGCUUUGACUUGCGAGCAAAAACUUGAGAUACGUGCGCUGUAGGGUGGCAGUGACCUCAAUUCACUUCACAAGAAGCAGCAGUUUGGCACAUUGUGAACAAUUCUUUCCAGAAGAGGCUUCAAGCGGUUUAUCGUCGCUCCUUGUUGAAGUUUCUUGUCAAACUAAACAGAAAACUGAGAAUUACACAUUGUUUAUUUAAAACUACCACAUAACUUCGCCUUAAUGCUAACACAUAACGGUAAACACCAUAAACUGGCUAACAAAUGGCAUCAGUGUUGUGGUGUUAUAACCCUUGAAGCGACGGAUAUUUGAAGACAAAUGGUGGAGAAACGCAUGUAGACAGGUUGGACCACGAAUAGCGAAAAUCUGUGAUGCCCAUUAUAAUUGCAUUGAAAAAAAAACCCAAAACCCAAAACAGUUCUUGAAUUAGUGGUAAUAAAUCGCCAAUAAGCAUUUUUAGGUUUGUUCCCCUCCCCCACAAAAAUGAAAUUGUUCGACCUCCCUCCAAAAAUAAAAAAAAAUUAAAAUUAAAAAAAAUAAAAACCUAAAAAAUGAAGAAAAAAUAUGUUAUCUGUUUAUUUUUAUUAUUUGAAAAACAAUCCACAAGUAGGUUCGGAAAAACGAGUAUGCGAGCAUGGUCACUGAACGAAUUCAACUCGUAUCUCAAGGCACCACUGUAUCGUCCUAUCAGAGAAUAAAGGCGGCUUUUCUAGAAUAAAAUAUUUUAAAUCACGAAAAAACAGCAGGAUUUUUCAAAUUAGCAUUACAAGUUUCGUACCUUCUAAAAUUUAUUUUGACUUUGUAUCACAUUAACACUAUCUUGGAAAAAAACAACUGCAUUCUCAUAAGAUUACAAACUUUAUCCUGAAAAUCAUGAAUUUGUUAUCGCAAUGUUGCAAAUUUUACUCAAAAAUAGGCAACUUUUUAAUUCAUAUGGCAUUUAGAAGUACAAUGUGGUAGUUAUGUCUAGUUGGUGGUAAGAAUUAUCAGGUGAUCCUUG